CAUUUCCUUCCAGGAAACAAAGAGUUUGUUCGCGGGUUGGAGUGGGGCGGCCUUUUUAUACAGCGGGAAAUGAAGCGGCCGCUUUGAGAGGAGCGCGUGGCUUUGGGGCUGGUGUGUUGGCUCACGUGAUAGCAGUGGUCUCACUGGCGCCUGUUGAUGAUGUCGCCGCGGUGCUCUAAGGAGGGAUUGGCCGAGGCCGGUCUCGGAGUGAUGCGUACGGCACCUUCCCUGAGCAAGGCGGAAGCGCACGGGAUACCGUGGGGCGGUGGCGGGAGAGGCGAGGUCGCGAUGAGUGGGCUUGGCCGGCUGUUCGGGAGGGGAAAGAAGGAGAAGGGGCCAACCCCUGAAGAGGCAAUACAGAAACUGAAGGAGACGGAGAAGAUAUUGAUCAAGAAACAGGAAUUUCUGGAGCAGAAGAUUGAACAGGAGCUACAAACCGCCAAGAAGCAUGGGACCAAGAAUAAGAGAGCUGCCCUACAGGCUUUGCGGAGGAAGAAAAGGUUGGAACAGCAGCUGGCACAAACCGACGGGACAUUAUCCACCCUGGAGUUUCAGCGUGAGGCCAUUGAGAAUGCCACCACCAAUGCAGAAGUGCUUCGUACCAUGGAGCUUGCUGCCCAAGGCUUGAAGAAGGCCUACCAGGACAUGGACAUUGACAAGGUGGAUGAACUAAUGGCUGACAUCACAGAACAACAGGAGGUGGCCCAGCAGAUCUCAGAUGCCAUUUCUCGGCCUGUGGGCUUUGGAGAUGACGUGGAUGAGGAUGAGCUGUUGGAGGAGCUAGAGGAGCUGGAGCAGGAGGAAUUGGCCCGAGAGUUGUUACACGUGGGUGACGAGGAGGAGGAGCCCCCGGUCGCACUGCCCAGUGUACCCGCUACACAUCCACCUGCAGAGCCAGCUCCCAAAGCGGAUGAAGAUGAAGCGGCACUAAAGCAGUUGGCUGAGUGGGUGUCCUGAUGAGUCUGGGCUUGUCAGCCUGACGUUGCCUUUGUUGCUCUCUUUUCCUUAAGUGCCAAAUGCUGAGCUAAAGGAAACAAGGCCUUGUUGGUAGGUCCUGCUGAGGGUGGUGGUGUGACCCUGCCUGAGAAAAGGGUCUGUGGCCCUCCCUUCCCUGGCUCAACUAUGAAGAAGGAUUGGUAUGGGAAGAGCCACUGGGCUCCCAUGGAUAGCGUUACAGUGCCCUCACUCCCAAUAAAACUGGGCGGAUGGAACCCUA
Messenger RNA from Capra hircus (goat), 1216 nucleotides. It is a transcript of the gene CHMP4A, whose product is annotated as charged multivesicular body protein 4A. NCBI's taxonomy places the organism in Eukaryota, Metazoa, Chordata, Mammalia, Artiodactyla, Bovidae. The record is from RefSeq and is a predicted model, not a curated record. Gene Ontology annotation, cellular component: cytoplasmic side of plasma membrane; multivesicular body; ESCRT III complex. Gene Ontology annotation, biological process: vesicle budding from membrane; late endosome to vacuole transport via multivesicular body sorting pathway.